AUGGACGAAGAACCUAAGAGCUUACAGAUACUUUUUUCUUCCGCCAAAGCCCAGAAAAAGUCACUGGAGUCGGCACCUAACACCAACGAUGAAGCCUAUCAAGACCAAUUAGAUUCUACGCUCCAAUUGUUUGAAACUUGUCAUAAGUUAAUCGCAAAGCUCUCCUUAUUUAGCCCAAAUGAGAGCUUGGAAGACAUCACUACGGCUGAUCUCCAGUUCGGACUCCCUCAUCCCUUGUCCAUUCGAGGACUAAUUUGUGACGGAAUAGCACGAAGUGAUGAUCGCCUAAAGAAUGCCCAACGUGUUCGGGAGAGGUACGAAGCGUUCUUAGAAUUGUUGGACCAAUAUGGGAUCUUGCCUGCCGCGGAUAAGAAGUUUCAUGAACAAUAUCUUGAAUCCCCAGAUACCUUUAGCCUCGCCCCUGCAAACGAUGCAGCUGCCCGAAGAAAUGUUAAGGUUGCCCGAUUUCGUGAAGAGAAGGAAUUGAAGCAGAAACUCGAAUACCUGUCGCAGAACCAGAAGCCUAUAGAGCACGAUGAUGAAACAGUGAGACGAUUACAGUUGGCAGAAAUACAUCUCUACGUUCAUCAGACGUUCCAGGCUUUAGACAUGUUAACGCAAGAGGUGUCUAUGCUGAAAGCUGCACAGCUCGCAGCAGCUACGCGUCCGCAGCGUGUCCCACAAGAUGCUAGGGAAUAUAAAGAGAAUGACAUUCAGAGCUACUCUGACCGCCUUGAUGUUGGGCUGUCCUCCAGUGGCCGUGGACGAGGCAGUCCUUUAUUAAAUAAGGCUGGCGUUCCAUUACAGCCCUUCGUUCUCACAAGCCGAAGAACGGAAAUUCGAAAAGGCGUCUUUCGACCUGGGCAUAACCUUCCAACUAUGACUAUUGAAGAUUACCUGGAAGAGGAACGGAGACGAGGAGGGAUUAUCGAAGGCGGUGGCGAACAAUCCGGUAUACGCAAAGAAAUCGAUGAGGAUGAUAUGGAAAAAGCCAAUGAGGAGACCAUGAAGGCACGAGCAUGGGAUGAAUUUAAAGAAGAAAACCCAAGAGGCUCGGGAAACACGUUGAACAGAGGCUAA
Molecule: messenger RNA, 1080 nt
Organism: Ophidiomyces ophidiicola
Lineage: Eukaryota; Fungi; Ascomycota; Eurotiomycetes; Onygenales; Onygenaceae
Gene: TAP42
Product: Type 2A phosphatase-associated protein 42
Exons: 3
Coding region: 1-1080 (359 amino acids)
Biological process (GO): regulation of signal transduction; regulation of dephosphorylation
Cellular component (GO): cytosol
Molecular function (GO): protein phosphatase 2A binding
Source: RefSeq, a predicted model, not a curated record